Molecule: messenger RNA, 3730 nt
Organism: Cyprinus carpio (common carp)
Lineage: Eukaryota; Metazoa; Chordata; Actinopteri; Cypriniformes; Cyprinidae
Biological process (GO): regulation of neuroinflammatory response
Molecular function (GO): signaling receptor activity
Source: RefSeq, a predicted model, not a curated record
AUCAGUAUUAAAUGUCCACAUAGGUAUUUGGUUAUAUAUUUCUUAAGCUGUAGCUGUGUAAUUAGCCUAAUAAUGUACUGUAUAACCAGACUGUUAUUUUCAAAAAUUAACCACUUCAGGGUAAAAAUGUGUUGAUCAACUUUUAUUUUGUGCGAGUGACUUUCUGGUGAUCCCCUACUUGAUGUUUUUCUAACAUAGUAAAGAAUUGACAAAAAUUAUCAAAACAGCCUUAUUCAUAGAUUUGGAGAUUAGGGUUAUAAGGUCACAAUACUCUCAUCAUUGUACCAUCUAAAUAAAACAACAAAAUGAACCAGUAAAUACAGCCAUCAACACAUCACGCACUGCUAAACUGCAGUCUUCUUACACUAAGAAAGCUCUCUCACAUGACAGUCGUGGUUACCAAGACAGGAAGUCAGCAUUUUCAUGUGGGAGAAGAUAUGAAAUUAUAAAAAAAAAAAAAAUGGAGGAGUGUACAACAGCGUCACACUGCUGAAGGAAACAAAAGGAGGAGAACUCAGACAAGUGAAAGAGACAAUGAGUGAAGUUUGAUAGUGAGAUAAGCAGAUGUGAAAAACAUUUGAAACUCCACAAGUCAGCAUGCGUUACUUUAUCCUCAAGACUUGAAUCAAGUCGGUCUAAAUCUAAAUUGAUAGUAAGGAAAAAGAAAACAUGACAUUUCAGAAUCGCUUUUGAAAAUGAUGCUUUGAAAAUACUUCUACUUCAAGUGCAUAGAAGGGCGAAUAACCUGUGAGUACAGAGAUAAAGGACAUUUAAAGGUCAGAGAAGAGAAGUCUGACCGAAGAUUUGUAGCAAUGGCGAAUAGUUGGACUUUGACGGUGAUUGUCCUCCUAAGCAUCUUUAUGGCGAGAAGUCAGACAAGAGGAGAUCAAGACCCUGCAUCUCAACAGAAUAAAGAUUCUGCCAUUAAACAGCUGACAGAUUUCAAAGAGCAGAACUUUAUUCCAGGCAGUGAUGUGAUUUUACAGUGUGGCAAUGCCACUGUUAUCAGAUGGAAUGAAUUAAUUUAUAUUGUCUGGAACAUCAGCCUGGAAGGCAGAAAAUGUUGGCUGGGUUUGUCACCCAAGCUGGACGACACAUGUAAAGAUAGAAAGAGGCUGUUAAACACCUCAGAUGGAGUUUCUUUAGUCAUUCCCAAGAUUUCAACAAGAGAUGAAGGAUUUUAUUCGUGUGAUGUAUCAUAUAAAGCAGGAAGCUAUGCUGUAAAUGUGUCUGUAAGCGUUACCCAACUUUUCACCAAGCAGAGUGAAAACAAUCAAAGGAUCGCUGUCUGUCAGGCCAAUUACACACAAAAGACAGCACCCACUCUUCACUGGGAACCUGCCUUGAACUUUUCCUCCAGUAACAGUUCUGUAAAGAAGCAUGGCAGGUUUUUUACGAUGGAGAAUCAAGUAUAUCUGCCGGACAAUGUCAACAUCAGUGAGCUCAUCUGUGUGGCCACAUACUCCUCCGAGUCCGGCUCUGUUCAGCACAAGAGCACACUUCAUCUUAAAAUUUCACACAGCGGAACACAAGAAACUUCCUCUUUUCCAGUGAAAAUCAUUGCCAUAUCAGUUGGUUCUACAUGUAUUUUUUUUUUUGUUGUAUCUCUGGCCGUGGUUUACAUACUCCGCAGAAAGCUUUACAACUUAAGUGCACUGAAGAUGCUUUGCUGCAAAUCUAAAAUCUCAACACCAUCUGAAGACAAACCACCCCAACAUACGUCUGUGUGUAUGAACCCGCUGAUGUUGAAGAGGUGGAACCCUAUGCAAGCUACAUACAGAGAGUCAACUCCAUCUACAACUCCUCAGCUGAGCUCUUCAACGCCUGAGACACACGCGCUUUUCAUGAUGAAACAGGAUACCAGAAGAGAGCGGAGGGCAUAGAUAUGUCUGUGGUCAGAAAUUACACAUGAAAAACAAUGCUAGUGGAAAAAUAGUCAUCUCAAGAGAGCAUCCCCGAAGCAAACAGCGCCUGAAUGAGGAGCAAAAGUAGCACUGACUCAAAAGAUGAAAGGUGAUGACAAAGGAACAUUUCUCUUAUGUGUGAUGAGGAAUAACUGGGACAACUUCAGCGUCAGCGAUAUCACUAAUAUGUAGAUUUGUAGAAAACGAGCCUGGUUAGAUAUUAAUCAUCUGAACUAAUCAAAUUUGUACAUAAUUAUUUAUAUCAGAGUGUUAAAGGAAACAAAAAUCAGCCGCAAACUAUUUUUUUCCUUGAUAAAUACUAACCAGGCCAAAUUUAGAGAACCUAUUUUGCAUUGCACAUACUUAAAAGUAUGUAAAUAAACUUUAUUAUUGUACUUUUCGGUAUUGUAUGUCCUUAUAGUUUGAUCUUUUGAGUUUAAUACAUAAUCGGCACCUAAUACAAAAAUACAAAAGCGGCACCUAGUGACAUAGAAAUAAUUUGCAUUUAUAUUCAGACCAACGCCAAAAGACCAACAAAGUGGGCGGGCAGUAUGCUAAUGUUUCAUGUUGAAGUCACCAUGAAACGGCUUGGGAUUCGUUUUAAAAAGUCGACUCUUUCUUUUGAGAGACAAUACUUUUAUACACGGUGCACUUUCAGAUUUAAAACUUUGCAGGAUGUUUUCAUUCACUUAGAGCUGUGUUACACCCUGCAUGAAUAAUCCAUAAUAGGGGAACUUUAAAGAAAAACAUUAUUGAAAUUAAAAUAGUACAUUCAUUUCACAAAUGAUUUCAUAAAUUACAAUAUAAUCAUGGUAUCCAAUCAGUUGUAAGUGCCAAUAACACAAGUGAGAUUUUUUUUUUUUUCAGUCCAAAAUGACUUAACAGUAGCAGAGGGUUAAAUCAACUACUUUCAGCCUUCUCACAUAUUAGUAGUGUUUGAUAACAGCAGUGUUGAUUGUAUUUGUACAAACAGGCCCUUCUCAAAUGGUCAGUGUUAAAUAAGGAGUAUGUGACUUGUACCUGGUUCAAACGGAUGCCUCCUCGAGGAGACUGUGCUGGGUAUUUUUUGUGUGUGUGUUAGAUUUGUGGUCAAGCGGUGGAGAUACAGACCCUAUUAAUCUUAGUCAUUUGUCCUCCUGAGAUGAAAUCUCACAACGUCCCCUUCAUUCAGUGUGAUUCAGUGUUUAGGGGAACGAUGUGGAAACUUAGGGGUAGCUGAAUUCUUGUCACUGGAAAGGAAAGAUCAGGUACGCCCUCAGAUAUCGCACAGAUACUCCUGCAGAAACUGAAACUGGUGGGAUGUCAUCAAUUUUUCUUUUGGGGCUGUGGGAAUCCCCAAGAACUAUGACAGUGUAAAUUUUCAUUCAAUCCAAAUUUAGAUCUUAAAGUUUUGUACCUUUGUUCUCAACCUCUGCCAUCACACUCUACAUAGCAUUCAACACGAAAAGCAUAUUGCUCCAUCUAGUGGUGUUUUUUGGUAGCAUAAUCUCAUCGAAACACCGUAUUAAUGAUGCCCUCAGAAUUAGAGUUCAAACAGCUGAUAAAAACAUUGAUGGACUCCAGUUCAGCAAUCAACAUCUUAUGGAUUGAAAAACUGCAUGUUAAAAAUAAAACAAAUCUAAUGUGUUUUUAACUUUAAACCGUUGCUUCUAAAAUAUGAGUCCAUCAUCCAAAAUAACAUAAAAAAUCCACCCACAUGUUUGUUCACAACUGUUUUGUACUGAUUUUGCUUGUAAACAGUACUUGAUCUGUGCGUGAUUCUCUUCUGAUUCAGGAGAGGUGACUUUUUCACUGGAGAAAGUAAUGGAUAGAGGACUCUUAUUUUA